GGUCAAAGGUCACUGUUGAACCAAGUCAGCAGCGCUCGCCUUACGUUAGCCGACAAUGGCUAAACAUCACCCAGAUUUGAUCUUUUGCAGAAAACAAGCCGGUGUCGCCAUCGGGAGACUCUGUGAGAAAUGCGAUGGCAAAUGUGUCAUCUGUGAUUCCUAUGUGAGGCCGUGCACGCUGGUGCGCAUCUGUGACGAGUGCAACUACGGCUCCUAUCAGGGACGCUGUGUCAUCUGCGGAGGGCCGGGAGUUUCUGACGCUUACUACUGUAAAGAGUGCACCAUCCAGGAGAAAGAUCGAGAUGGCUGCCCUAAGAUUGUGAAUUUGGGCAGCUCUAAAACUGAUCUGUUUUAUGAAAGGAAGAAGUAUGGCUUCAAGAAGAGGUGAAGACACCACGGCCUCAGUGCUUGAUUUUAGUUUUUCAGCUUUUGCAGAUUUUCUUUAAAACCUCAAACAUUUUUUGACUUGUCAAUAAAACUUUGUUUUGUAUUCA
Anarrhichthys ocellatus (wolf-eel) is the source of this 494-nucleotide messenger RNA. It is a transcript of the gene phf5a, whose product is annotated as PHD finger protein 5A. Lineage: Eukaryota; Metazoa; Chordata; Actinopteri; Perciformes; Anarhichadidae. The coding region runs from base 56 to 388 and encodes 110 amino acids. The transcript is spliced from 4 exons. Gene Ontology annotation, biological process: mRNA splicing, via spliceosome. The record is from RefSeq and is a predicted model, not a curated record.